Messenger RNA from Coregonus sp. 'balchen', 5071 nucleotides. The record is from the annotation of a GenBank genome assembly. Lineage: Eukaryota; Metazoa; Chordata; Actinopteri; Salmoniformes; Salmonidae.
ACAAUAUAAUAGAGAUUGAGACAUAGCCGAGAACCGAAUCCCUUAUUUCGCAGCGUUUCAUUACCCCUGUCCUUUAUUUUAUUGGAGUGAUCAUAAACAAUGGCAGACACACAAGUACAUUCGGUUAAGGAUAUCUCCCCGAAGGUAAGAAAUAACUUCCCUAUUGAAUAUUAUAUUUAGGAGAUGUAGUGUUUUAAAUUAGGUUACAUUUUAAUAAUUUAGCGGACGCUCUUAUCCAGAGCGAUUUACAAGGGCACAUCAACAGAUUUUUCACCUAGUUGGCUCAGGGAUUCGAACCAGUAACCUGGCCCAACGCUCUUAACCACUAGGCUACCUCCCGCCCGCUGGUUCACACUGUCAUUCUAAUUGUCAUUCUAAGAGUGUGCAUAGUUAUAAUUAAACCAAUGUAGGCUAUUCGUUAAACAGCGCAGAAAAUAUAGCCUCAUUUUUUUUUUAUCGUUUUGAAGCUGAUGUGGAAUGAUACAAUGUAACGAGUCUCGCGUCUGCUUCAUGGAAAUACACCCGCAUUGUAUAAAGUGGUAACGGUCUGCACUGGUUGUUUGUUUAUACAAGCCUGUCGGUUUGUUUCUAAACGCAAACAAUGAGGUUAGAGCUUCAAAUUAGACAAUUACGCACUAGUGUCCUUUCUCACUUCGAAAACUCUCAAUUAUUUUGUCCAUUAGGCUGUGUUGUGUAGGCUAUUCCAAAUUAAUUUAAAAUGCAUUUGUCCAUGUUGGCUGUGCAGCUUUCAGUCGAUGCCGGGCUUAUAAAGCUUUAUUUUGGAUUUACAAUAAAAGCAUUGCCUUUCAACUUAACAGUUGGACGUACACUUGGUUGAGAUGGCAUGACUUGAAAUUCGCCAGUUGUUCAAAUGGCUGGCUUACUAAGCGUUCGAAUGGACAGGUAGCCUUGGAUAACGAUGUUUAUUGCGGAAUGUAAAAACAAAUGCCUUUAAGCAACCAUUACAACUUUGAAUGUAUCGUCAGCCAAGCCUCUCAACAUCACCAAACAGCAGUAGGCUAGACUGUGAUUUGAUGGUCUGUCUGGUUUAUCAAAACAUUAUUUUGUCGACUGUUUCCUCCGGGCGCCAGAGAGAUUCACUUUAGUAGAGGUUUCCCUAGGCUCUUUUCUUCCUUAUUCGUUUCUAAUUCGAAGUGAUUUGACAUUAAAACCCCUGGGGAUUAAUUGUGGUAGCCUACUUUCCCUUUAAUGGCUCAAGCUUGGUUGGAAGGUGUGGUGUAGUGCGAGUUGUCUGUCUUCAAACUGAUUCUGUUUCCUGAUGACUGCUUUUGACCGUCACUGCUUUCGGCGGAAUUUCUAUCUCGUGUCAUGGGUGGGCUUCAUAUCAAAGAUGACCUGAUCAACUAAGCAGUUAUCAUUUAGUAGCUUACUGAGCCACUGUCGGAAGGUGAACAAAUAUUUUAUGCACAGUUUGGGAAAUACCCCAAACUUUUAUUAGUCAACAGAUAUGGCAUGCUGCUAAAUUGCCCUAAGUAUAUUUGUCUACUAGAUGUGAGUGUAUUAAUGAGGCGGUGCUGAGAUAAUACUGCUAAACGGCGUAAGGGCUUAAAUAUUAUAUAAACAAAUCAAUAAAACUAUUUAUCUUAUUUAGGCAGGCGCUCAAACGAUAUGGACAAUCUGUGUCAUCAAGUGCUCAUUUUAUAAUAGAUCAAUGUGAAAUUAAAAGUUUCAAGAGUAAAUGUAAGUUGGUUUAAAUACACCUUUCCUAUGGAUAGGCGACCUAAAUAGACGACCUUAAUGCACGCGACUUUUUGUGUGGGAUUAUGAAGUGAGAAAAUAUGUGUUGCUAACUGCUUGGUCCCCAAAAUACCAUGUGGGUUUAUACUGUCCUUUUAAUCCUCAGUGAAAUUGGCCGACCUCACUUGAGGUGGUCCUGAGUCAGCGCUGGUAUUUAAAUUGAGCUAUGCACCCUGGGUAUUGCAGUGUCUAACCAGUGGCAUUUGGUGCAUGGAAACCUGUCGAACUACAAUACCCACAAUUCCCCAAACAUCAUAAAAGUGUCAGAUUACAACGCAUUCAACUCUGUAAAGUAGGCGGGAGUGGAAGAGUUGACUGGCACAGUGAAAAUCUCUGCAGCAACCAAUGGUUCUCAUUUGAAAUGCAAUGAUAUAUUUUUAUUUUUUUGCUGUGGGGCGUGAAAGGCAAAAUAUGUAUGCCUAUAGACAUACAUAUAGUGGUGCAAAGUGAUUGUGAAAUUAAUGAUCAGAGAAAUAUAAUUAGGCCUAUUAGGAACAAUAGGUUAAUGGCUUAAUGUCCUAUAGAAGUAAAAAAUAUAUAUUUUCUACAAUUUAGGUGAUUUCAAUUUGUCUUCCAUGUCAAUUAAAGGGAUAUAGUAGCCUAUGCAUGUUAAAUAUAAAUGUAAUAUGAAAGCAAUUUCAAUUUGUAUCACAUAUUGCUAUAACAAUGUAAUAACAUAUGAUUCCCUUGUCUCCCAUAGGACCUGAAGGAGAAUAAACUAUUUGAGGAGGAGAAUUACAAAACAGCCACUAAUGGAAAGGUAGCAUCCAAAAUCACAUGAACAUAUCAUCAACCUUCUUAUGCCUUUGUGUUAGAUUUAGAACUACAGUCGUGGUCAAAAGUUUUGAGAAUGACACAAGUAUUGGUCUUCACAAAGUUUGCUGCUUCAGUGUUUUUAGAUAUUUUUGUCAGAUGUUACUAUAGUAUACUGAAGUAUAAUUACAAGCAUUCCAUAAGUGUCAAAGCCUUUUAUUGACAAUUACAUUAAGUUUAUGCAAAGAGUCAAUAUUUGCAGUGUUGACCCUUCUUUUUCAAGACCUCUGCAAUCCACCCUGGCAUGCUGUCAAUUAACUUCUGGGCCACAUCCUGACUGAUGGCAGCCCAUUCUUGCAUAAUCAAUGCUUGGAGUUUGUCAGAAUUUGUGGGUUUUUGUUUGUCCACCCGCCUCUUGAGGAUUGACCACAAGUUCUCAAUGGGAUUAAGGUCUGGGGAGUUUCCUGGCCAUGGACCCAACAUUUCAACGUUUUGUUCCCCGAGCCACUUAGUUAUCACUUUUGCCUUAUGGCAAGGUGCUCCAUCAUGCUGGAAAAGGCAUUGUUCGUCACCAAACUCUUCUUGGAUGGUUGGGAGAAAUUGCUCUCGGAGGAUGUGUUGGUACCAUUCUUUAUUCAUGGCUGUGUUCUUAGGCAAAAUUGUGAGUGAGCCCACUCCCUUGGCUGAGAAGCAACCCCACACAUGAAUGGUCACAGGAUGCUUUACUGUUGGCAUGACACAAGACUGAUGGUAGCACUCACCUUGUCUUCUCCGAACAAGAUUUUUUCCGGAUGCCCCAAACAAUCGGAAAGGGGAUUCAUCAGAGAAAAUGACUUUACCCCAGUCCUCAGCAGUCCAAUCCCUGUACCUUUUGCUGAAUAUCAGUCUGUCCCUGAUGUUUUUCCUGGAGAGAAGUGGCUUCCUCGCUGCACUUCUUGACACCAAGCCAUCCUCCAAAAGUCUUUGCCACACUGUGCAUGCAGCUGCACUCACACCUGCCUGCUGCCAUUCCUGAGCAAGCUCUGCACUGGUGGUGCCCCGAGCUGAAUCAACUUUAGGAGACGGUCCUGGCGCUUGCUGGACAUUCUUGGGCGCCCUGGAGCCUUCUUCACAACAAUUGAACCUCUCUCCUUGAAGUUCUUGAUGAUCCGAUAAAUGGUUGAUUUAGGUGCAAUCUUACUAGCAGCAAUAUCCUUGCCUGUGAAGCACUUUUUGUGCAAAGCAAUGAUGACGGCACGUGUUUCCUUGCAGGUAACCAUGGUUAACAGAGGAAGAACAAAUGAUUUCAAGCACCUUUUAAAGCUUCCAGUCUGUUAUUCUAACUCAAUCAGCAUGACAGAGUGAUCUCCAGCCUUGUCCUUGUCAACACUCUCACCUGUGUUAACGAGAGAAUCACGGACAUGAUGUUAGCUGGUCCUUUUGUGGCAGGGCUGAAAUGCAGUGGAAAUGUUUUUUGGGGAUUAAGUUCAUUUUCAUGGCAAAGAGGGACUUUGCAAUUAAUUGCAAUUCAUCUGAUCACUCUUCAUAACAUAAUUGCAUUUUAUUGAGUUAUUACUGUGCAAUUAGUAUGUUACCAUAACAUUGGUCCAUAUAAUUUCAUCAUAAAUACCCUAAAGUAAUUUAAUGUACCGAAAAAAAUGUGUAUUGACUUUUUGUUGGCUUUUUUCCCCAACAGGAGAAUGAGGAAAAUGGCGACCCAGAGAUAGAUGAUGAAGAUGAUGAUGAAGUGAAAGAGGAGGAUGAUGACAUAGAAGGUACAAUAAACAUUUUUUGUUUAAUUUCUAUUUGGUUGGUCUAUGCUUUUUGUGAUAAAAUAUAAAAUAUGUGAUGACAUUGAUAAUGUAAUAUGUCUUAAUUUGAGAACUGUCUUAAAUGGGAAUGUCAUGUUUGUAGGGGAUGAUGAUGAGGAUGACGACGAGCUUGUUGGAGGCACCAAACGACCAGCCGACGACAGCGAUGAGGAUGACGAGGUAAGGAAGCAGACAUUGGCUCCUCAAUGGGGUAGUUUGAUUAUUGGCUGUUGGCACAGUUUGUAGUUUAAUACAUUAUGAUGCAGUUAUAAUGCAUUGCAAGACUUGUCAUUCUCAUGUAUGACUCCCUAAUAUUAUCUUACAAUCAUGAUGAUCUUGACUAAAUACUAGCCAUUCAGUCACUUAAAAUGUUAAUACGUAGACAUAGCAUAUUAUAAGCCUAUGCAGGCUUUAAGUAAAGUGUUGACACACAGGUUUUUGCAGGAUAAUAUUUUCCUUGAAGCCUACUUAUUUUUGCCCUUCCGAUUUCUUUUAGGAUGAUGUCGAAACCAAGAAGCAGAAAACCGACGAUGACGAUUGAGAAGUUGUCCCAUCCUGCCGAAGCACUUCGAAUUCCUCUCUUUGACCAUCAUGUCAGGGGGGGUUAGAGGACUCUGUAAAAAAAUACAAUUAGCAAGUGGAAUUCAACAACAUCCACGUACCAACCAACCUGCAAAUUAUCUCAAGGAAACCACCACAAUGAUGCAGACUCAAAGGCUCUAGCCUCUCAAUGAAAUAUACAAAAAUAUUUGUUUGUAUUUUUAUUUACA